Molecule: messenger RNA, 1506 nt
Organism: Fusarium sp. VM40
Lineage: Eukaryota; Fungi; Ascomycota; Sordariomycetes; Hypocreales; Nectriaceae
Source: the annotation of a GenBank genome assembly
AUGGAAGCGCAUAAAACUAUCGUCGCCGGCGUUGCUGACAGAGUCAAGCACUUCCACGCCCGCCAGGAGCCUUUCCGAUUAUACCAUGGGUCGACUAACAGCACACGACACUCAAAUCGCCGUGUUGACAAUACUGUCGAUACGAGCAAGCUCAGCAAUGUUCUCGAGGUGAACAAAGACGCAAAAACCGUUCUUGUCGAGCCAAAUGUUUCAAUGGAGGUCCUCGUCGAUGCGACGCUGCAGCAUGGGCUUGUUCCACUCGUCGUGAUGGAGUUUCCGGCUAUUACCGUUGGAGGUGGGUUUUCGGGCACAUCGGGAGAAAGCAGCUCUUUUCGAUACGGCGCAUUCGAUGCGACUGUCAACUGGAUCGAGAUUAUUCUUGCGGAUGGAACUGUUACAAGGGCUUCAAAGACGGAUCAGCAGGAUUUGUUCUGGGGAGCUGCCUCGGCAUUCGGAACCCUCGGCGUCGUCACAUUACUCGAGGUUCAGCUCAAAGAAGCAAAGGAGUUUGUUGAGCUCAAGUACAGACUUGCAAGAGGCCCUUCUGAAUCGGUCAAGAUCAUCAAAGAGGAGUGCAAGAGAUGGGAAAACGACUUUGUGGAUGGCAUCGUCUACUCAAAAGACACCAGUGUGAUAUGCGCUGGACGGCUUGUGGAUGAGGUCCCAAUAAGCGCAACAAUAAGACAUUUGAAUCGACGCAAGGAUAAGUGGUUUUACCUCCAUGUGGAAAAGGUACGAGAUGGUCUACGGAUGGGUUCAGUAACAUGCGUGGCCGACUACAUCCCGCUAAAAGACUAUCUCUUCCGUUACGACAGAGGCGGGUUCUGGGUUGCAAAGUACGCAUUUGACUACUUUGUCACACCGUUCAACCGCAUCACACGAUAUAUUCUGGACCCCCUCCUCCGAGCGCGCGUCAUGUACUCUGCAGGCCAUAAAAGCAAUAUGUUUGACUACUACAUGGUGCAAGACGUUGGCGUGCCAUACAAGAGCGUACCUGAGUUUCAGAACUGGCUAGACAAGCAAUUCCACAUCUAUCCUCUCUGGCUAUGUCCGCUACGCGUCCGUCGCGAGGAUCCAAACUCAGGCCACGGUCUGCACGCGGAGUUUGCAAAGUCUGGGACGUCGGAUCUACUCAACUUUGGCAUCUGGGGGCCUCUGUCGGGAAAUCGUCGCGAUGCUAUUCGAAAGAAUCGCGAGUUGGAGCAGAAGGUGCAAGAAUGUGGAGGAAAGAAGUGGCUUUACGCACAAGCGUACUACACAGAGGAUGAGUUUUGGUCACAUUACAACAGGGAGUCGUAUGAUGCGCUGAGAGCAAAGUACGGAGCGUCGUAUCUACCGAAUGUAUACGACAAAGUCAAGGUUGAUAUUGAGGGUGACGAGAAGCUCAUGAAGUCAACUGCAACGACAGGGUGGCCUAUAAAAGGAUUAAAGGGAGUGUAUAAGGCGGUGUUUGGAGGUGAUUAUUUGUUGCAAAAGAAGGUGGAUGAGACCAAAGAGCACAAGUGA